GAUUAUGGAAGAGAAGUUUUAAAUGUCCGACCUCAAGGAGUCAGCAUUGUGUUGGAUAACUUGGCAGGGGCCGAGUUUACCACAAGUCAGAACCUUCUGGAGCCUCUGGGCAAGGUGGUGCUAAUAGGGGCCAAAGGAAUGAUUAAGGGGGAGCAUCGCAGUUUGUGGCAUGUUCUGAAAACCUGGUGGAACACAAAAAAUGUCUCUCCUCAGUCUCUCAUCAUGAAGAACCAUGCUGUAGCAGGUUUCCACUUAAGUGAACUCAGAAAAAAAGACCCCAAAGCUUUUCGAAAAGGAUGGAUAGAGGUCAGAGACAUGAUAGCCAAUGGGGUGUUACGUCCUAGAAUCGACUCGGUGUGGAAAUUUGAAGAAAUAGUAGAGGCGUCAAAACAAAUCUCUGAGAGGAAGAACAUUGGCAAAGUUAUUAUUAAGCCUUAAAUUAUUAUUCUUUUCAUUUAAUCAAAGUAUUUUUAAUGAACUUUGUGUUUGUAUUUUGUU
Penaeus monodon (black tiger shrimp) is the source of this 498-nucleotide messenger RNA. Its product is annotated as synaptic vesicle membrane protein VAT-1 homolog. Lineage: Eukaryota; Metazoa; Arthropoda; Malacostraca; Decapoda; Penaeidae. The record is from RefSeq and is a predicted model, not a curated record. Gene Ontology annotation, molecular function: oxidoreductase activity.